UCUGCACAAAAUCUGUAUUCUGUAUAAAAUCUGUAUGGACAUGUAAAAAUCUGUAUAAUACAGAUAAAUCUGUAUAAAUGGCAUCUCUGAUUAAGACAGACAUUUGAAACAGUUCUAUAUGCAAGUGACAGUUUCUUAUUGUUUACUCUUUUUCCUCAAACCUCUAAAUACUUACAUAAAGUAAUAACUAAAUCGAAUUUUCGAUCCGGCGAGAUGGAUCAACCAUGUGUUUAGCCAGUCUGUUUACUCCAGACAACACAAAGGAAAAAAAAAGAAUUUUCGAUCCGCUCCGAAUUAAUUAAUGUAAAACACUCGAAUCUACCGUAAUAAUGGAAAUCGAAAGAUAAACUGUCAUUUGCGCAUAGGACCUUUUCUAAUGUUGAUCGAAUAAAUAGUCUAGCGCAUUCUGGAAAAGUGUGAACUGCUCAAACUUAUCCUGGUUAGCUCAAACCGUGUAGACAUCACUUGUUCACCUGUUUUGUUUGUGGUCAUUAUAUUACCGAACCAUACGAAUUCUAAUUAGUUACUGAAACAACGCAAUCAUGGCUAGUGGAGGAAACAAUCCAGAUCGACCUCGACAACCUCAGAAUUUAAAGGGUUUGCUGAAAUUUGCUAUGGAUGCAACCAAAUCAGAAGAUGCUCCCCAGUCAUCCAACAUAGAACCAAUGGAUGAAGAACGCCGGCGAUUUUUGGAGGACGCAUUGAAAUCAUUAACUGUAGAUGUGGUACAAGAAAUAGAGAAGGCCAUGCGAACGUUGUUGGAGGGUGCCGAAGAGGACAAACCAGAGGCAAUCGAGAUAAUCAUCGAUUUUGUUCAGGAUAUCGAUGCAGCCAAUGAUUUCCUCAAGGUGGGUGGUUCAUCAAUCAUUCAACCCGGCUUAGAGUCGCCCAAUACUGCGGUGUGCACUGGAAUAUUGCGUUUAAUUGCAGAACUUACUCAAAAUAACCCGUAUUGUCAGCAACGCCUACUUGAGGCAAACGUUCUUCCUAAAUUAAUCGAAUUCCUCUCCGGUGAAGCACCGGUUGCUAGUCAAGCGAUGCAUGCUGUAUCUUGCAUGGUUCGAAAUCAUGAACCGUGUUUGGCCGCUUUCAUCGACAUGGGUGGACUCGAGUGUAUGCUUGGAUGCAUUCAGACCGAUAACGAGAAACUGCGAAUCAAAUCAUCAUUUCUGAUGUCAAACCUAUGCACCGAAUUUACUGCUGUAAGGGAUGAAUUUAUCAAACUGAACGCUGUAGAACGUGUGGCUGCAUCGGUGCGACCUGCUAAAGAAUAUGAUGCAAAACUGGAAACCGCUUUGUCAACACUUUGUGUGCUUACCGAGAGCCCGGAAGCAGUUCGACGCUGUCAGGACGCAAACCUAAAGUUAAAAUCUAAACUAGAAUCGGUUCUAAAGCUUAACAACGGAAAAGAUGAGUGCCAAGAACAAAUUGAGUAUUCCAACACGUUGCUCAAAAGGUGUUUUGCAAACGAUAACGGAGGAACAGAUCGGUGAUUAAAAUAAGGAUUGUUUUGUAUUUAAUGAAGAAAAAAUGUUUUUUUAUGAAAUCUCAUAAAUAAAUAUUCUUAAAAAGAUAA
This is a messenger RNA of Malaya genurostris, 1576 nucleotides long. RefSeq names its product hsp70-binding protein 1. Bases 543 to 1493 code for a protein of 316 amino acids. The transcript is spliced from 4 exons. The record is from RefSeq and is a predicted model, not a curated record. NCBI's taxonomy places the organism in Eukaryota, Metazoa, Arthropoda, Insecta, Diptera, Culicidae.